UCCCACUAGAGCACAAGAGCCCACACUGGCACGCGUUCCACAGCCAGCAGCUCCCGCAGCCAUGGACCAAACGGGCAGCUCCGCUCUAGCCUCCCCAACUCCCUCACCGCCACCGGAGCCGGCGCCCGAAGCACAGGCACCUACUCCGUCUCCCCCUCCCCCAGCGCAGCUUCCGGAUUUCGAUCCCUCUCGCCUUUCCCCGGAUAACCCAACCCCAGCUCCUCCCCUUCCUGCUGCACCUGCAAUUACUGCUCCGCCGCCGGAUGGCGCCGGCGAUUCCUCUCCGGCGUCGUCUCCCUCGCCUCCACAGACCCCAACGCUGCCACCACUUCCCACCACCGAUCUUUCCCCUCCCCUCCCUACUGGGAACCAAGCACCAGCACCGCCGCCACCACUUCCCACCACCGAUCUUUCCCCUCCCCUCCCUACUGGGAACCAAGCACCAGCACCGCCGCCACCACUUCCCACCACCGAUCUUUCUCCUCCCCUCCCUACUGGGAACCAAGCACCAGCACCGCCGCCACCACUUCCCACCACCGAUCUUUCCCCUCCCCUCCCUACUGGGAACCAAGCACCAGCACCGCCGCCACCACUUCCCACCACCGAUCUUUCCCCUCCCCUCCCUACUGGGAACCAAGCACCAGCACCGCCGCCACCACUUCCCACCACCGAUCUUUCUCCUCCCCUCCCUACUGGGAACCAAGCACCAGCACCGCCGCCGCCACUUCCCACCACCGAUCUUUCUCCUCCCCUCCCUACUGGGAACAAAGCACCAGCACCGCCGCCACCACUUCCCACCACCGAUCUUUCUCCUCCCCUCCCUACUGGGAACCAAGCACCAGCACCGCCGCUGAGGCCCCCUCCUCCUCCUCCGGCCCGACCACCACCACCACCUCCUCCACCAGCGCCGGCGUCCCCGAAAGCCAAAUCGGACCAGGAGGCAGAUGAAUCGGCCGGCGAAUCGGAGAACACGACGCUAGCCCUUGCGCUAACCCAGGCCGAAGAAGUGGUGCCGCAGAAGGCGGCGGCCGCGGCCGCGGCUGAAUCCCCGGCCGGAUCGCCGCAGAAGGAAUCAGCCCUGACCAUCGCGAAGCUCCUCUCGGCCGAGGACCCCGCAGCGAAGGAGGCGAAGACGGCGACAGACAAGGUAGCGCCUGCUGUGGUCACCGAGCCAGUCGCCGGCGGCGGCGGGGGCGGCGUCGUUGGAGGCGGAGGCGGAGUGGGUUCCAAGAGAUGGCUCCUGCGCGGGGUCUCAGGGAAAGGGCGGCGCACGGAGCUGCAGAAGGCUGAGCUAGGGUUUAGGGUUUCAGCAGCCGUCUUCUGCCUGGUCUCGCUCUCCGUCAUGUCUGCUGGUACUACUCCGGGCUGGGCUGGCGAUUCCUUCCGCCGCUACAACGAGUACAGGUACACGCUUGCUGCGAGCGUGAUGGCUUUUACAUACUCGGGGUUCCAAUUAGUUGCAGAAGUGCACUACCUUGUCACGGGAAGACGCAUAAUUGGAGGCCCCUGGGGCAACUACUUCAAUCUUGCAAUGGAUCAGAUAUUGGCUUACCUGCUUCUGUCAGCCUCUUCAGCGGCGCUUUCCCGCAGUGAUGUUUGGGUGUCUAGAUUUGGCGUGGAUCAGUUCGCCAAACUUAUCAACUCCUCAGCCUCAAUGGCGUUCCUGGCUUUUAUUGCUCUUGGUCUCAGCUCCAUCAUCUCUGCUCAUCGUGUCUUCAGCUCAGUCUCUUAGAGCCUGAUGAUAUGCAUUAGCUGAUGUAAAUAUUAUGGUCUAGAUGUAUGUUGGGCAUUGGCAUACUUGAUUUUUCUUUCUUUGUGGCUUGUCACUUGUGCCACUAUUAUUCUUUGCCAAUUGUGUUCCUGGUUGUGUUGCAACAGUACUCGAGACAGGCUCUUUGAGCACUGGUGAAUGUACUAAUUAUAGAAGCUGGUCAUUUUUAGCAUGGAUAAUAGCAACUUGAGGACCUAAGAUUAUGUAAUAACACUGUUAUGAAGGCAUAUGAGGGAUUAAAAUGCAUUUUCGGGGGGCGAUUGGAUGCCAAAAAGUUCCUGUA
This is a messenger RNA of Lolium rigidum, 2054 nucleotides long. Its product is annotated as vegetative cell wall protein gp1-like. Bases 62 to 1732 code for a protein of 556 amino acids. Lineage: Eukaryota; Viridiplantae; Streptophyta; Magnoliopsida; Poales; Poaceae. The record is from RefSeq and is a predicted model, not a curated record. The transcript has 3 exons.